Molecule: messenger RNA, 1398 nt
Organism: Sinocyclocheilus anshuiensis
Lineage: Eukaryota; Metazoa; Chordata; Actinopteri; Cypriniformes; Cyprinidae
Product: chromogranin-A
Exons: 8
Coding region: 217-1299 (360 amino acids)
Biological process (GO): defense response to bacterium; negative regulation of insulin secretion; negative regulation of catecholamine secretion
Cellular component (GO): chromaffin granule
Source: RefSeq, a predicted model, not a curated record
AGGCGGCAUCGCUGCGGUAGUGAGUAGUGACAUUGAAGCAUUGUGAUCCGGCGAAACAAAUAAGAGCAGGCGCCUUUUGCGCAUAAUGCAUCCAUAAUCAGCGAGUGUUUUCAUUCACUACGAGGAAAGGAAAGUACUAACGUUCAUUCGCUUUCCUCUGGCACGACGGUUCAUCACUUUUAAACAGAACGGUUGCCUGCACUUCGCAUUACGAAGAUGAUCGCACGAGGAUGCGCUGGUCUCGUGUUGCUGGUGAAUUUUGUCUUCUCGGUACCUGUCUAUCCAGGUCACAUGGAUGAUAAGGAUGUGAAGGUGAUGAAGUGUAUUGUGGAAGUAAUUGCAGAUGCACUGUCCAAGCCUCAUCCCAGCUCAGUGUCCCAGGACUGCCUUGAAACCCUCAGCGCUGAUGACAGGCUUGUGAGCAUCCUGCGCCACCGCAACUUUCUUCAAGAGCUGCAAGAUAUCGCUGUGGAAGGAGCCAGUGAAAGAGCACAGAAACACCCCGGAGACACACCUGAUCAUGUGACCAGCCUCUCUAGAGACAUGAAGAAAACUGCAGAUGAUCAGUCAAUGUUGGUUGCCGUGGAUAAAUCAGAAGAAGAUGCACAGAAGAGAGGAGCAGGAGAGGAGAGCUCCAGAGACAGUGAGGAGACAGAGCAGGAGGCUCAAAAACAGAACCAGAUUGCUGAGGAAGAGGAGCGUGAAGAAGAUGAGAGUCCUAGCAAUCACAUUUCCAACUCCAUAAACUCAGAGCAGAAGAGAGAGUCACAGGAGGAGGCCACAAAAAGGGAUGACGAGAAACAAGAGGAGAGGAAACACUCCAGCUUAGAAAAGGAGAAGGAAAAUGAUCCGGCUUACCAUAAAGAUGCCACAGAUGAUCAUGAAGCGAAUCCCGACGUAAAACAGUCCAUCAUGGAGGACAGCGAGGAGCACAAGGGAGCUGAAAUGGAGAGAACACAUUCAAAAGAAGAGGAGGAGAAGAAAAGAGAGGUUGGAGUGAAGCGCAGGAGUCGUGUGAGCAAAUUGUCCCACAAGAGAGUAGAGGCAAGCCCAAAGCUGGAAGAACACUGGGAAGCACCACACCACUCUAAGGAGAGAGAAGAUCAAGAGGGGGAGCUGUGGAGGAGCCCAGAGGAGCAGGAGCUGCAGCUCAUGGCACAAACUCAACCACAGGACAAACGAGAUGAAGAGGGCAGCGGCAGCAGAAAGACAGGGGAUGCUGAGAUUGAAAGUCUGGCUGCCAUUGAGUCUGAACUGGAGAGUGUGGCUCAGAAACUUCAUGAUCUGAGAGGAGGCUGAGCCGCUCCAGCUCUUCUCUUUCCGCUUUGCCCUUCAUCUCUCCUUCAGUAGAAAGGCAUGUUAACUGGAGAUGAGGCUCUCACCUUCUUGCUUCUCUUC